Messenger RNA from Ostrinia furnacalis (Asian corn borer), 468 nucleotides. RefSeq names its product adipokinetic hormone 2 (gene AKH2). The transcript has 2 exons. Gene Ontology annotation, cellular component: extracellular region. Gene Ontology annotation, molecular function: hormone activity. The record is from RefSeq and is a predicted model, not a curated record. Bases 247 to 468 code for a protein of 73 amino acids. NCBI's taxonomy places the organism in Eukaryota, Metazoa, Arthropoda, Insecta, Lepidoptera, Crambidae.
ACAAAAUCUGUUUUCAUUUCUCGCUUCCAAAACUUUACCUACCCAUUGUAUUAUUAUAAUUUCCAAGAACAACCCACUGCAUCUAAUUUAUCUAAAACAAUCAAAUCACCGACCACGUUCCGUAACUCUACGGUCUUCUUUUGAUUAAGACCAGACGCAAUUACUUCGAAGUUUCGAAUAACUUCGAGGCUAUAAAAGUCGAGGGUGGCUUCUUCGACGGUCAUUCGAAAGGUUCUCUCCACAACGAUGGGUCGUAUCGUGGUGUUCCUGGCUUUCCUGGCGGUGGUACUGGUGGUGUCUGACGCCCAGCUGACCUUCAGCACGGGAUGGGGGCAGGGGAAGAGGUCUGGGCCUGGAAGUGUGGAGCCGGAACCGUGCUCGCCGGAGGAAGGGUUAUACAUGCUGUAUAAGUUGAUACAGAAGGCUAAUACAACGACGUUUGCCAGCUCCGUCGAAGUGGAUCGUUAG